Epinephelus fuscoguttatus (brown-marbled grouper) is the source of this 3460-nucleotide messenger RNA. RefSeq names its product BCL2 interacting protein like (gene bnipl). The transcript has 10 exons. NCBI's taxonomy places the organism in Eukaryota, Metazoa, Chordata, Actinopteri, Perciformes, Serranidae. Bases 74 to 1177 code for a protein of 367 amino acids. Gene Ontology annotation, biological process: apoptotic process. The record is from RefSeq and is a predicted model, not a curated record. Gene Ontology annotation, cellular component: cytoplasm.
ACAGACACACACACACACACACAGAGGCGUCCAGACACUUACACAUGCUGGUCAGAGACAUCACUGUGACAUCAUGAGCUCCCCCGCCGGGCACACGGACAGGCCUGCUGAUGACAGGUACGCCAAGGACAGGGCUCCUGUAGGGGCCUCAGGCAACUCACACAUCCAGGACAUGGAGCUGAGGGAGGAGUGGCAGGACGACGGCUUCCCCAGCCCUUUCCCAGAGGACUGUGGGAGUCCAGAGGAGGCAGAGAGCCCGUCAGGUGGCGUGCAGCACCCAGCUCCGCCCACUACCCUCGCCCUAUCAGGAACAGUUGGGGGUGGGGCCAAGAAGCGCCUGGUAGCCCCAUCACUCAGCCUCACUCUGGGCCGCCGUGAUUCUCACGACCAGAGCAACGACGGCUUCUCUGCCGCUGCGCUGUCGACGACGCCAGAUGAGACGCCGUCACUGGAUAUCAACUUGGAGGCUCUGGAGACGCCUUCAGGCAGCGAGACAGGAACGCUGCCAGACAGCCACCACGAGCUGGAGUGGGAGGAUGACCUCCCUCGGAUGUCGAGGGGCGGGGCCGUGGGCAUGUCGAGGAGCCCGGUGGAGCAGUCAGAGGGUCUGAUUGAGCUGGACAAGGUGGACAACGAGGGACGCCGCUGGAGGAGGUUCUGCAUUGCUGGACAUGAAUACCACGUCAACAUGAGCGUCCUGGAGCCGUACCUGCAGGUCCUCUCACAUGGAGGUUACUAUGGAGAGGAUAUGAACGCCAUCAUCCUGUUCACCUCCUGCUACCUGCCAGAGAACACGGUGGAGGACUACGAGUAUGUCAUGGACAACCUGUUCAGGUACAUUGUGGGAACAUUGGACCUGAUGGUUUCAGAGAACUACAUGCUGGUCUACCUGUGUGCCAUGGCUCCCAGAAACAAACUACCGUCCAUCAAAUGGCUCCACCAGUGUUACACGUCCAUUGACAGGAGGCUGAAGAAGGACCUGAAGGGGCUGCUGGUCGUCCAUCCUGCCUGGUACAUCAGAGCUGUCCUCACACUGGUCAAACCCUUCAUCAGUGAUAAGUUCAGCAGGAAGAUUCGGUUCAUUCACAGUCUGAGGGAACUGUCUCAGUUCAUCCCCACAGAGAGACUACAGAUCCCAGAUGCUAUACGGCAGUUUGAUGAGAAGCUGAACAGAUGACGAUCACAGAGGUCGACAGACUGGAUGGAUCCUAAAGGUCAAAGGUCAUCGGGAUUCCUCCAUGUACAGAACAAACACACAGAGACUCUGGGUUUAUUUAUACUGUCUUUAAAUCAGGGGAGGGUAAGUUAAGCGUCUGGUUCUCCUGCAGCUUCAGACUCAGGUGGUCUACCUGUGGACCCUCACCAGGUGUCAGGACAGGUAGAUGGAGCUGAAUCUCAAAGUGUGAAGCUGUCGUGGGAAACCAUCAUGUGUCUGAUUCAGGACUGUAGAUCCUGAACACUGUACAAACUCAUGAAUCAUGUAAAUAUGAUCAUUUAUCUUUAAAGUUACCUGUGUCUGUCGGCUGCUGCAGGAAGAACUCAUGUACUAAGUUUAUAUAUGUUCACUGUAACACAGUGAACAUAUAUAACACACUCAGGUUACAGCACACUGAGCAGGUGUUUGACCUGUCAUCUACCUGUAAUAAAAGCAACGAUCAAAUCUUUUUAACUUAAUUAGACCAGUUUGUUUUUCACAUUUUUACUAUUUUACAGCAUAAACAAUCUGAUCCUAAAGGUGGAACAACUCAAUGAUUAUGUUUCUGGGUCUAAAGCACGCAACUUUUGGAUUUAAUAACAUUUUAUAAUAUUUAAUGACAUGACUGUCACCACCAGAAUUAUAUGAAUUAAAAAACUUCAUUAAUCAACUAUUGAAACAUCAUUUCUUGUUAACUUAAGUUAGAAGACCCAGACCAGCAGACCUGAGGGGCCUGUUUGGACGGUACAGUGUGAGAAGCUCAGCUAUAUACUACGGUGCCAGAUCACUGAGAGCCUUGUAUGUGAUUAAAAUAACUUUAAAAUGAUUCUUAAAGAGACUAGAAGCCAAAAUAGAUGUGAUGUGUGAGGAUCGUUUUGUUUUGAUCAAAAGCCUAGCUGCUGAAUUUUAAAUGAUUUGGAGCUGGUGUAUAGAUUGAUUGUUUCAGCAGGUGAACAAGGUCUUACAUUAACCAAGGCGGGAGACUAAGAGCAUUUAUGAUUUUCAUGUGAGCUACAUUUGGAAAUAUUCCUCAGCUGUUGUUGCUCCGGAGUCAAAUUACUGUCCAGAAUAAUACCCUGAUUUUUUACACCUGAUUUUAUGCUGGGAGUGAGGGGGCUUAUGAGUGGCUGAAUUUGUUUGGAGUCAUGUUCAGGGCCAAUGAUGAGAACUUCUGUCUUUUCAUAUACUUGGUUUUAACCUAUUCUUGUUCUCCAUUUGAUGACUGACCUGAGAUCAGCCCCUUAUCAGUCCAGCAGAGGGCAGUCUGUCCACACUAACACCACCAGGUCUCAAACUGAGGUCCUGGUUCCUGCAGGGUCCUUCAGACUGUCACUGGAAGUUUUAUUAAGACACAUUUUAGCCUCUUAAGCUUAGACUUUUCCCUUACAUGUCACCUUGAGUAAUUUUAAAUCAAUAAAUAUGUAGUGUACUUUGUUUUUUUUUUUGGCUCUUCUCUUUGAACACUUAAAGAUCACCAGAAUUUAAAAUAAAGUUAUGAGCCCUGUUCGCGUGGGACUAAUAAUACCCGGGGACCCUUUUGUAAUUUGUAAUAAAUGCAGAGGUAUUCUGUGAUGUUAAUCCUGUGCAAAUCUGCCAUAGCCAUAAUUUGACAAAUUAAUAUUCCAUCGCAGAUUACCUACCAUACUUCACCAAACACACAGGUCAUGUGAUGAUAUUAGUCCAGUGCAAAUUGGCAUCUCGGUGAUUUGGGGUUGUACUUUUGUUUCCUCCACGCCUCUUUUCUGCAUAUUUUCUGCACAGCAAGUAUGGAGGCUGCGUUGGCUUCGAAAUGGAAGUUUUGACAGCAUUUUAGGUGCAGGAGGCUCUUGCUACAGAUGAGAUGAGAUGGAUGACACUGACAAUGUGUGGCAGGACCGGUUUGUCAUGGCUUGGCACCUGUUAGCUUUAGCCUCAGUCUGGUUGCAUGACAUCAUGUACUGCGCUCAAAUGAAACUCUACAACUCUUUGGUUUGAGAAAGAAGAACAGAAAUACUGCUUUGUGAGUAUACGCCUCCGCAAACCAGUCACUUUACAUCCAUGUCUGUUAAAACAUGGAUGCUUCACACACAGCUUCUGCCCGACAGCACAGAAGAUCUAUAAUCAGCACAGUUUUAAGGUGGACACAAGAUUAGAGUCACCAAUUCUGUAUCUGACCAAAUGUCUCCCCUUCUGUUCCUGAGAUUUGCAGAACAUUAUGAUGUCACAGUGAAGUUGACCUUGACCUUUUGGAUAUAAAAUGUCAUCACUUCUUUUUUUUUUUUUUUU